CUGCAUGUUUAUAUUCGCUCUACCAGGCCUGCUAACAACAUUCAUUGUGCAUUUUGAGUUUGUUCUUUUUGUGUUGGUUUUAUUUCAUAUUUCCACAUAUUGUAUUUUAUUGUAAAAUGUCUCAAGAACUAAAUGGCAGUCAAACCCCAACAAACCCCGCCAAGGAAGUUGUAAAUCUGAAGCGCAAGGAUUAUUUGAACUGGGACGAUUACUUCAUGGCCACUGCAUUGCUGUCAGCGAAACGCAGCAAGGAUCCGAGCACCCAAGUGGGUGCCUGCAUUGUAGACACUCAGAAGCGUAUUGUGGCCAUCGGCUAUAAUGGAUUUCCGCGGGGUUGCAGCGACGAUGCAUUCUCCUGGUCCAAGCCCAGCGAUGGGAUUAGUACCGAUCCGCUCGAGCACAAAUACAUGUAUGUGGUGCACGCCGAAGCAAAUGCCAUUCUCAACAGCAACGGUACGUCUCUGGUCGGCACAAGGCUCUACACAACGCUUUUUCCUUGUAAUGAGUGCGCCAAACUGAUCAUCCAGUCCGGCGUUAAGGAGGUUUAUUAUAUGUCCGACAAAUAUGCCGAGAAGCCAACAUUUCGUGGCUCUAAGCGUAUGUUUGACGCAGCCGGUAUAUCCUACAAGCGUUACACGCCCACACGAAAACAGGUUAUCAUUAAUUUCGAUGAGAUCAUUCAGGAGGAAUUGAACAUAUCGCUCGAUAUGAAGGCACUAAAGAUGUGAUUUUUGUAUACAAAUUAUUAACAUUUAUGUGUUUGUAAGUGUAUAUGAUUAUGUAUGUAACCGUUUAAUUUACUAUAUAUGUACUGACAAUCUGACAAACUAAGGUGUACUUAUGUGCUUAUUUUCACGUAUGACAAAGCUAGAAUAAUUGAAAAUGUAUAAAAAACAAAACUAGGACCAAAUAAUAGAUUUUUAGAUUUUUACAUAUUUUAUAAAUGCCUUUCAAAAAAGAUUUAAGAUCGAAGGCGUAACAAAAUGAACUAUCAAUUUU
Molecule: messenger RNA, 999 nt
Organism: Scaptodrosophila lebanonensis
Lineage: Eukaryota; Metazoa; Arthropoda; Insecta; Diptera; Drosophilidae
Product: probable deoxycytidylate deaminase
Exons: 2
Coding region: 117-728 (203 amino acids)
Biological process (GO): dUMP biosynthetic process; dTMP biosynthetic process
Cellular component (GO): cytoplasm
Molecular function (GO): zinc ion binding; dCMP deaminase activity
Source: RefSeq, a predicted model, not a curated record